This is a messenger RNA of Wasmannia auropunctata (little fire ant), 1342 nucleotides long. RefSeq lists its product as uncharacterized. The transcript is spliced from 2 exons. The coding region runs from base 467 to 787 and encodes 106 amino acids. The record is from RefSeq and is a predicted model, not a curated record. NCBI's taxonomy places the organism in Eukaryota, Metazoa, Arthropoda, Insecta, Hymenoptera, Formicidae.
AGAAAUAAUCACGGUGAGUCAGGUACGUGGCAGUCCGAGAAUACAAUUUGCUCGGAAAAAUCGUUCAACUAUAGUUAUUAUUGGUGUCCCUUGUAUCCGGAUUCAGCCGUUAAUUUCUAUCAAGUGACAACUUCUCCACCAUUUAAUCCGGGAGUUUAACUCCGCCUAAUUGAGAGCGUGUUAUUAAUAUUCUUGGCACGUGCGUUCCGUGUGUGCCCGCAACGCACGUCUAAUUAUUCUCCGAAAUUAUCGUUCGCGCGCGAGCGCCCAGUGUCCAGUCAUGACAAAUUCGGGGCCGUCUCCAUCCCGUAAGUCCGACGGUGUGCCAUUAUUUCGAAACCAACUAACUCGUCUGGCGUGGACUUAAAUGGGCUCGGACAAUCGGCGGACCAUUAGGUUAGAGUCCGCGCCAUUAAAAUCAGACACCCUCGGACUGUAGCCGGCCGUCCAGACCGAGGUAGACGUAAUGCUAAACUCGUUACCAAAAUUUUGGGAGCUAACGCGUUCACUCACCCAUGAGGAAGAAGUGCACUUACGGACGAAGGGGACAUAUGCCCGAACGUCGAAGAAAAUCUGGCAAUCGAUGAAUCCAUACAAUAUGUUACUCAAGCUGUUAAAGAUUCUCGAAUGGAUUAUCUUAUCAUUUCGAGUAAUAUUUGCACCAAACUGCAUCAAGUUGUCUGAAAAAUCAACGUUUUAUGUAGACAUUCAAGAUGUGAAAAAUAAGCAACCAGAGAAAGAGACGGUGAAAAUAGCGACAGCACAAAGCUGGAAAGGAAUAGCAUGAGGGAGGGAGAGUGUGUAGUCGGUAUAGGAGCAUUACAGACAUUAGAUUGGGACACGAGCGCAAUAAACCUAUCUGUAUAAUCUGCCCUGCAGGAAUUAACAGCCCUCUGAAGGUAGCCACUAACGAAGUAAUUCACUGGAUGAACGUGGGGGGUUGAAGGGGAGAAAGAGGAAGAGGAAGAAAGGGAGAGAAAGGCGCGUAAGAGAGAGAGAGCGACGGAAUGAGUUGGCGCGGGGGUGUAAGGACCGACCCUACAUAUAUAGGAUGCUCCAAAAUUGAGAUUUAGAUCGAAUCACGGAAAGGCAGCUACCUUUACGUUGCUGGAACUGACAAUGAACGGUAAAUAAUUGCCGAGGAACAGAGAAAAAAGAGACUUACGAUGAACGGCACAAACGUUUUUACGACUACGUGUACACAUUGUCGAGCUGUUCUAUCGUGAAUAAUUAUUUAUCACCAGAAACGUGAUACAUCGUAUCGAAUUCUUUGAGAAUUCUUCAAACAACAAUAAAAUUGUCUCGAUGCAGUUGUAUAUUUUUUUAUUUUCAUAUAUGCAUA